Molecule: messenger RNA, 891 nt
Organism: Closterium sp. NIES-67
Lineage: Eukaryota; Viridiplantae; Streptophyta; Zygnematophyceae; Desmidiales; Closteriaceae
Source: the annotation of a GenBank genome assembly
CUGGAGGAUUCUGGCGGAGGGGGGUCUUGGAGCUGAAGUACCAUCCCAGCGAUCGUUAGACUGCUGACUGCAGAGGAACCUCUUUUCAAGCCACCUCCUUCAGUUCGCCAACCUAAGACGUAGCCAUGGCUUCCGUCACCAUGCAGGCUGCCUCCAUUGUGGCUAGGUCUACCUUCCUCGGCGCGGGUGCCUCGCGCCUCGCCAGGUCGACUCGUGCUAAUGCACUGCCGACCUCCAUCUCCGCCCUGAAGAUCGAGGCCAAGGGCAACUGGCUCCCCGGGUCCGACUCCCCCGCAUGGCUCGACGGCAGCCUUCCCGGCGACAACGGGUUCGAUCCUCUUGCCCUGGCUGAGGAUCCCGAGAACCUCAAGUGGUACGUGCAGGCUGAGCUCCAGAACGGCCGCUGGGCCAUGCUCGGUGUUGCCGGCAUGAUCAUCCCCGAGGCUCUGACCUCCGCUGGGCUCCUGGAUAUCCCGGUGUGGUACGACACUGGUGUCACUGAGUUCUGGAUUCCCACCCCCACCCUGUUCGCGAUCGAGUUCAUCCUGUUCAACUUCGUCGAGCUGUUGAGGUGGCAAGACAUCAAGAACCCCGGCAGCGUGAGCGAGGACCCCUUCGGCAACAAGCUCCCUGCUGGUGAUGUGGGAUACCCCGGCUUCAACCCCAUGGGUCUCUCCACCGACUUCCGCACCAAGGAGAGCGAGAUUGCCAACGGCCGUACCGCCAUGAUCGCUUUCUUGGGUCUGAUCGUCCAGUCCCACAUCACCGGCGCUGGUCCGUUCGCCAACCUGCUCGCUCACCUUGCCGACCCAUGGAACACCACCGUCUUCCAGAGCCUGGACAAGUUCUACUCUUAAGCUGUAUAUCCUGAUAAUGUAUUGAAAUUUUGAU